Papaver somniferum (opium poppy) is the source of this 2713-nucleotide messenger RNA. Its product is annotated as probable glycosyltransferase At5g03795. The record is from RefSeq and is a predicted model, not a curated record. The transcript is spliced from 4 exons. The coding region runs from base 324 to 2246 and encodes 640 amino acids. Lineage: Eukaryota; Viridiplantae; Streptophyta; Magnoliopsida; Ranunculales; Papaveraceae. Gene Ontology annotation, molecular function: glycosyltransferase activity.
UCCAUCACACAGUACCCAACAUUAGAAACUUUAGAUUAAAACAAAAAGAAGAAAGAAGAAAAAGAGAAAAACGGAAUCUUUCUUCAGUCUUUUCAAACCCCAAGAUUAAGGAAGAACAUUUUCAAUUUUGGAUCCUAGGGUUUGUUUUAUUGUUCUUGUUUUUAGCUCCGGAUUUCUCUGUUAAAAGACCCACUUUUGGAUUUUUUUUUUAAUUUUCUUUUUGCUCAUUUUAGUAUUAAUUCUGCAAUGUUCUUGAAAUUAAUGCAUGAAUUUUAAACAAAGAUGCAAUUUUUUUCAAUGGGGGUGUACUUUGAGCUUCAUUAAUGGAGUUUUCAGUUCCAUUUCGUCAAAAGCCAUGUCAAGUUGAGACUAAGAAACUGUUGUUUCUGAUAGGGGUAAUCACAAUUGCAGCUUUUGCUGUUCAAAUUUUCUCAACUCCACACCAGAAUAUAAUCUUCAACGCCCCAGCUGCAAAUUCUUCAAAAGUUGGUAACUUUACGCCUUUGCAUGAUUCAACGAUAGCUAAUUUAUCACUGGUUAAUGAGGUAGUGGUGGCUAAGAAUGAAGAGAAUGAAAUGGAGGAGCAAUUGAAGGAUGAAACUGAGGUGGUGGUGGUGGAUAGAAAGAAUGAAGCGGCUGAAAUGUGGGAACAUACGGUGGCGCCGCCGCCGGAUGAAAGGGAUGGAGUUUUUGAAGAGAAAUUUGAUUAUAUGUCAUUAGCUCCAGUGGGUUCUCCAAUUACUAGUCCAAGUAAUGCAGUAGAAGAAAUUGUGGAUACAAAUGUUGCUUCUGAUUCUGUUGUAUCUGUGGAGACUAAUAAAUCUGCUGUGGAUGAGCAAGUAAUUGGUAUGGGUAUGAAAGAGGAGAAGCCAAUCUUGAUUCAAAGUGCUUCGGCUACUUUGAGCAGUAAUUCAAUUGAGACUAGUGAUCGUGCAAAAAAGAUGUCUCAUAAAUCGAUUAAGUCAAUGCUGGAUGAAAUGAUUCUGCCUAGUGAUCCUUUAACGAAGAUUAGGAUGAAGAUGCCUCCCAAAAAAGUAACAUCAAUUUCUGAAAUGAAUGUUCUGUUGCUUCAGAAUCGUGCUUCGUUGCGUUCGAUGAGACCGCGGUGGUCUUCAAAACUAGAUCAGGAAGUUCUGGCUGCAAAAGCCCAGAUUGAGAAUGCUCCAAUUAUAAAGAAGGAUCGGGAGCUUUAUGCUCCUGUUUACUGUAACGUGUCGGUGUUCAAAAGGAGUUAUGAAUUGAUGGAAAAAAUGCUAAAAGUUUAUGUUUACAAGGAAGGUAAAAAGCCCAUUUUCCAUGACCCAAUACUGGAAGGAAUCUAUGCUUCCGAAGGAUGGUUUAUGAAACAGAUAGAAGGAAAUGAGCAAUUCACUGUUAAGGACCCCAGAGAAGCUCACCUGUUUUAUAUACCGUUCAGUUCACAAAGUCUUAGGUACACUUUGUAUAAAGCUAAUUCACACAGUAAGAAGAACCUGAUCAAGUAUAUGAGUGAUUACUUGAACAUGAUCACUGCAAAAUAUCCUUUCUGGAACAGAACUGGUGGAGCAGAUCAUUUCUUUACCGCUUGCCAUGACUGGGCCCCAGCAAUUACUAAGCGAAUUAUGAGCGCAUGCCUCAGAGCUCUCUGCAACUCUGAUGUCUAUGAGGGUUUCGUACUAGGAAAGGAUGUUGCUCUCCCAGAAACAUUUGUGCUUUCAAAAAGUGAUCUUCUCAAAGAUAAAGGAGGAAAACCUCCUUCGGAGAGACGAACAUUGGCCUUCUUCGCAGGAAAUAUGCACGGAUAUCUGCGUCCUAUAUUACUAAAGUACUGGGAGAACAAAGACCCUGGCAUGAAGAUCUAUGGUAAGAUGAGUAAAGCUCAAAAGAAAGAAAUGAACUACAUCCAACACAUGAAGACAAGCAAAUUCUGCAUUUCUGCUAAAGGGUAUGAGGGAAAUAGUCCUAGAGUUGUCGAAGCCAUCUUCUUCGAGUGUGUUCCAGUGAUCAUAUCAGAUAAUUUUGUUCCUCCUUUCUUUGAGGUUCUUAAUUGGGAGGCCUUUGCAGUUUUUGUCGCAGAGAGAGAUAUUCCCAACUUGAAGGAGAUACUCGCUUCGAUACCUGAUGAGAAGUAUGUAGAGAUGCAUAAGAGAGUGAAGAAGGUGCAGAAACAUUUUCUUUGGCACAGUAAGCCGGUGAAGUAUGAUGUUUUUCACAUGACCCUGCAUUCUGUCUGGUAUAAUCGAGUUUUUCAGAUUAAAGCCAGGUAAAUCAGUAGUUAAAAGAUAGGUUAUAUUUGUUAAAAAAAGAACGUAUGAAGCAAACAGAAAGGAGGGUGGAAUUGAAGAAUAUGCGUGAACCAUCUGAGUCCAAUUGGUGGGAAGAAUAGGUCUACAAACUGAAAAACAGAGUUUUUUUGACCUGUCAAAUACCUUUAAAGGACAUCAGUCAAUUCCAGAAUGCGGUGUGCAAGCUGGGAAUUGAUAAAAGUAACUUUCAACUGGGAGACAAUUAACUUUAUUCCCGCACUUGUAAAUUCAACCUGAUAAAGUGAUAGUAUUUCGUGAUUGUUAGUCAGUCAUCAGAAGUUUAACUUCGUGUAGGAUUAGAAUCACAUUCAUGUAAGUAAAAUCGCAUGUUGAUUUAAAAAAUUAAUUAGUUAAUUUGUGAUCAUAUUGUAAGCUUUUGUGCAAUAUUUUUAAUAAAUCAAUCCAGCAUUCUGGAUAUUUUUUUUGAA